GGGGCGGGCAGGGAGCGCAGGGAGCGGGGCCGGCACGGCCGCCAUGCGCCGCUGAGGGCGCCGGCCCGGCCUCGCCAUGGGGGCGCCGCCGCCCAACGGCAGCCUCGGCCUCACCGCCGGCACCCCGCGGCCCGCCGGGGCGCCGGGGCCCGGGGACCGCGGCUGCGAGAACGGCGCCCUCAUGGACAGAUUCGGUAUCUUCCUGCAGGGGCUCCUGGGCGUCGUGGCCUUCAGCACCCUCAUGCUAAAACGCUUUAGAGAACCAAAGCAUGAAAGACGUCCCUGGAGGAUAUGGUUUUUAGAUACUUCCAAGCAAGCCAUAGGGAUGUUGUUCAUCCACUUCGCAAAUGUCUAUUUAUCAGACCUUACAGAAGAAGACCCUUGUUCACUGUACCUCAUCAACUUCUUGCUGGAUGCCACCUUGGGAAUGCUGCUAAUCUACAUCGGGAUCCGCGCGGUCAGCAGCAUCGUGGAAUGGCAGCAGUGGGAGUCCCUGCGCUUUGGGGAAUAUGGUGACCCGCUGCAGUGCAGUGCUUGGAUGGGCCAAUGUGCCCUGUACAUAAUGAUUAUGACAUUUGAGAAAACCAUCAUCAUCAUAGUGCUGCUUAUACCUCAGUGGAAAGAGGUGGCUUUAUUGAAUCCCAUAGAGAACCCCCAGCUGGAGCUGGCAAUCGUCAUGCUGAUAGUUCCCUUCUUUGUUAACGCGUUAAUGUUCUGGGUAGUAGAUAAUUUCCUUAUGAAGAAAGGGAAGACAAAAGCUAAAAUUGAAGAAAAGGAAGCAGGACAAGAUUCAAGAAAUGGAAGUAAAGUCCGAUACCGGAGAGCAGCAUCACAUGAGGAGUCAGAGUCAGAAAUCCUCAUUUCAGCAGAUGAUGAGAUGGAGGAGUCGGACACUGAGGAGGACCUGUGCAGACUGACCACCCUAAAGCCCAUUAAGAAGAAGAAGCACCGCUUUGGUCUGCCCGCGAUGUCUCAAAGAGCCCCUGUGAAAAAGAAGCGUCCUCCAGUGAAGGAAGAAGACCUCAAAGGAGCCAGAGGAAACCUUGUCAAAAACCAGGAAAUUAAAUCCAAAACCUACCAAGUGAUGAGGCAGUGUGAACAAAUGGGCUCCGCAGCACCUUCAGUAUUCAGCCGGGCUCGGACAGGGGGUGAAACCGUCUUUGAGAAACCUAAGGAUGAGCCAGCCAAGAGCGUCUUUGGCUGAUGGUGGAGCUGGACAUGUCUCACCCAAAUGAUUGUUGUAACAUUUUUCAAAAUGUCUGUUCCUUACACUGAAGUCACUGUAGACUCAAGUAGCUAAUUUCCACUAUAAAUCCCUAAGAAGGAAAUAUACUCAUGUCAGAGUAAAACUUCCAUGUUCAUUUUUAUUACAUGCUGUCUUUCCAUGUAUUGGACAAUGUUUGCUAUAAUUGUUUAAUAAAAAAAGGUUGUUGGACUCAG
Prinia subflava (tawny-flanked prinia) is the source of this 1440-nucleotide messenger RNA. Its product is annotated as musculoskeletal embryonic nuclear protein 1. The coding region runs from base 77 to 1204 and encodes 375 amino acids. Gene Ontology annotation, biological process: activation of store-operated calcium channel activity; chondrocyte proliferation; chondrocyte differentiation. The record is from RefSeq and is a predicted model, not a curated record. The transcript is spliced from 11 exons. Gene Ontology annotation, molecular function: calcium channel regulator activity. Lineage: Eukaryota; Metazoa; Chordata; Aves; Passeriformes; Cisticolidae. Gene Ontology annotation, cellular component: membrane; cortical endoplasmic reticulum; nucleus.